Molecule: messenger RNA, 39116 nt
Organism: Formica exsecta
Lineage: Eukaryota; Metazoa; Arthropoda; Insecta; Hymenoptera; Formicidae
Gene: dpy
Molecular function (GO): calcium ion binding
Source: RefSeq, a predicted model, not a curated record
AUGAAACAUCUUUGGCCGUUGCUGGUGUGGAUACUUCUAGUUUCGUAUCCUACGGCCGAAUCACGUAACAGGCUCGGCCAUGGAUUGAGACGAGAAGUAUUCUUCCUGAACCUCGAAGACGGCUAUUUUGGCUGUCAAGUCAACGAGUCGACAGACGUUCUGCAACUGCUCGAGCUCUCGAAGCUCUGUGAUAGUCGCACCGAUUGUUACCAGGGCGUGGAUGAGCAGCGCAGCAGGUUAAAGUGCACAGGUGAGUUAUCUGUGAGAAAGACAUAUCCCUUCGACAAGCUCGAAUUCAUCAGAAUAUCAACGAAUGCGACGAUCCAGCGCUCGCGGGACGUUGCGUUGAAAAUGCCGAAUGCUGUAAUCUUCCUUCGAAUUCUGUGUAAAUGCAAAUCCGGCUACAUCGGCGACGGUGAGGUGCAUUGCGAAGAUGUGAAUGAAUGCGCGAUACCAGGUGCAUGCGGCGACAAUACCGUGUGUCACAACAUACCUGGCAAUUACACCUGCACGUGUCAAGACGGAUUUACGGGAGACCCGUACAACAGUUGUAUCGAUAUUAACGAAUGCGAAUACGAGGGUGCCUGCGGAAGGGGUGCACUAUGCGUAAACUUACCAGGCGCGCAUAAAUGCGAAUGUCCUCAAGGAUACGACGGUAGUCCCGAUGAGGAGUGCAGGGACAUCGACGAGUGUCUAAGGAGUCCUUGCGGACGUUCUGCUCUCUGUACGAACGUAUACGGUAGCUUCCGGUGUUCCUGUCCUGAGGGAAUGAACGGUGAUCCAUUGUCAGGUUGUCAUGAUAUCGACGAGUGCACGGCUCUGGAGAAUCCUUGUGGUAGGAAUGCGAUUUGCAAGAACGAGGUACCUGGUUACAAUUGCAUCUGCCCCACGGGGUAUAGUGCCAACCCCAGUUCGGCAGUUGCAUGCGAACAGACCGACGUAACGACUCUUUGUAAAUCGAACUUUGACUGUGUCAACAAUGCCGAGUGCAUCGAAGGGCAGUGCUUCUGUAAGGAUGGUUUCAAGGCUGUCGGUGCUGAGUGCACAGAUCUGGACGAGUGUCUUACUAAUCCCUGCGGACCCGCAUCGAUCUGUACGAAUAUUAGAGGGAGCUAUCAUUGCGAAUGCGAAUCCGGAUUCGUUGGUACUCCGCCCCACAUAGCAUGUAAAGCACCGUGUGAUGAGGUAACUUGCGGCGAACAUGCCUUCUGUAAGGCUGACGGUCACGAGGCUUAUUGCAUUUGCGAAGACGGUUGGACCUUUAAUCCAAACGAUAUAGCGGCUGGAUGUGUUGACAUAAACGAAUGCGAUGCAAUAAAUGGACCUUCUGGAAGAUGCGGCAAAAAUGCUAUUUGCACGAAUAUACCCGGUGAUUUCAGUUGUCAAUGUAAACCUGGCUUUUCAGGAAAUGCCUUCAAACAAUGUAUAGAUUUUGAUGAAUGCACCAAACCUGUUUGCGGUCAUGGAGCAACGUGUACUAAUACCGAAGGUUCUUACGCUUGCACUUGUCCGGAGGAAACCAUACCGGAUCCCGAUCCCUACAUUAAGUGUGUUGGUAUAGUCAGGUGCGAGGUUGAUGACGAUUGUCCAGGAAACGCUAUUUGUGAUCCGCAAAAGAGAUGUCUAUGUCCCGAGCCCAAUGUCGGAAACGAUUGCAGGCAUCCAUGUGAAGAUCUAUCCUGCGGACCAAACGCCCACUGCAUGCUCCUGAACGACGUGGCGACGUGCCUUUGCAGCAACGGUUACACCGGAAAGCCUGGAGUAAAGGGUGGUUGCCGGGAUAUCGACGAGUGCGCGAUAAAUCCGUGUCCUCCGGGCGCUAUCUGCAACAAUGAGCCCGGUUCCUUCUCGUGUCAAUGUCCGAGCGGCAUGACGGGCGAUCCUUACAGCGGCGGCUGUCAAAAGACGAAAACACCUCAUGUAUGUGGCCCCAGUGCGCCCUGUCCCGCUGGAGAGCAGUGUAUUAAGGAUGAAUUCGUGGGCAGUAGCGUUUGUAUCUGUCAACGCGGUUAUAUGCGCGAUCACGAGACGGGUAAAUGCAGAGACAUCAACGAAUGUAUGGAGCUAAGAGAGAAGCCUGCCUGCGGCGUCAAUGCAAUUUGCAAAAAUCUCCCCGGCAGCUAUGAGUGCCAGUGUCCACCGGGCUUCAAUGGAAAUCCUUUCUCGCUUUGCGAAGAAUGCAACAGCAUCGAAUGUCAGUGUCAACCGCCGUACAAGAUCGUCAAUGGCAAAUGCAUGCUGGCUGGAUGCUCGAAAGGCGAGAAGUGUCCGAGCGGUGCCGAGUGUAUUACGAUUGCCGGCGGUGUCAGCUAUUGCGCCUGUCCCAAAGGUUACACGACCAAAUUUGAUGGAUCCUGCGAAGAUAUAAACGAGUGUAUCGUGGGACACCAAGUCUGCGGUUACGGUGCCGAAUGUAUCAAUAUACCAGGCGCCCAUCAAUGCGUGUGCCCGCACGGAUAUGGCGGCGAUCCGUACAAUGGCCUUUGCUCUCCAGCCCAGAAGAGAUGUACCAACGACAACGAAUGCAAGGCUAACGAGAAAUGCGUGCAACCCGGCGAAUGCGUGUGUCCACCACCGUUCUACACAGAUCCCUUGGAUGGAAAUCUAUGCAAGAAUCCUUGCGACCGUUUCCCAUGCGGUAUUAACGCGAAAUGCACGCCGAGCGAUCCGCCGCGAUGCAUGUGCGAGGCUGGCUUCGAGGGUGAUCCGCAGCACGGUUGCGUUGACGUGAACGAGUGCGCGAAUAAUCCUUGCGGUCAUGGCGCGUAUUGUAUCAACACGAAGGGAGAUCACGUGUGCGAGUGUCCUAAAGGUAUGGUUGGUGAUUCUUACGGUGCCGGCUGUACGGGAGUUCCGACUGGCAAAAACAAGUGUUCCUCCAACGACGAUUGUGAAAAUUAUCUGGCAUGCGUCCAAGGAAGCUGCGUUAAUCCUUGCGACAAUAUACCGUGCGGUCCAAACGCGUAUUGCGAGCCCGAUAAGCACGCCGCGUGGUGUAGAUGCGUUAUUGGUUUCACGGAGGGCGUAAACAACGAAUGUGUCUCACAAUGCGAUGGCUUUGUUUGCGGCACCGGGGCUCAAUGUAUCGUCAGUUACGAUGGGCCGACCUGUAAAUGUAUCGAAGGUUUUAUGGGUAAUCCUUUCCCUGGUGGACAAUGCGUGCCGGAUGUUUGCUCACCUGAAAUCCCAUGCGCCGAGCCAAGCGUGUGCAUCAGCGGACGUUGCAAGCGACGUUGCGAGGGGGUGGUUUGCGGCAUCGGAGCCGUGUGCGAGCCUUUAACGAAUAAAUGCGUGUGCAACCCUUACUUUGUCGGCAAUCCCGACCUACUCUGUAUGCCACCGAUUCAACCACCUCAUUGCGAUCCAAUCUGCGGGAAAAACGCGCAUUGCGAAUAUGGUCUUCAAGAAUCAAAAUGUGUCUGCAAUCCGGGUACUAGUGGAAAUCCUUAUCACGGCUGUGGUAUUCAAGAGAAAUCUGAUUGCUCCACCGCGGUGUGCGGAAAGGACGCGCAUUGUAACGCAGGUCCCAAUGCUGUCGAGUGUCUCUGCCCACAUGGUUUCGCUGGCAAUCCGUUUAUCCAAUGCUUUGACAUCAAUGAAUGCAACGGAAAUGCAUGUGGCAGUAACGCGGUGUGCAUCAAUACCAUCGGAAGCUACGAUUGUCGUUGCAAGAAUGGCUUCUUUGGCAAUCCCUUCGUCGGAUGCCGGCAGGUGCAAGUAGGCCCGUGCGCCGAUCCUUCGACUUGCGUCUGCAGUGACACUGCACCAUGUCCUUUCGAUUACACCUGUGUCGAUCAUAAGUGCAUAAACCAAUGCAGUGACAUAAAAUGCGGCCCCAGAUCUGUUUGUCAAAACGGAGCAUGCGUGUGUCCCCCUGGUUACAGCGGCAAUCCCAACGAUCUGCACAAAGGCUGUCACUUGCAUGGCCAUUGCUCGAAUGAUCUUGAAUGCGAGCCCCAGGAGAUUUGCUUCCAGAUCGGUAAAGGAGUUCGCAAGUGUGUGGAUGCUUGCAGCAAGCUACAGUGCGGACCUAACGCAUUAUGCAUCACGCAAAAUCACGUGUCUUCCUGCUUGUGCGUCGACGGUUACCAGGGCAAUCCGAGUAAUCUGGUCGAGGGUUGUCAGCCAUCCAAAUCCGUGAUACUACGAUGCACACACGAUUCGGACUGUGAGCCAGGUUUCUUCUGCAUCACCUUAGACGGUGGUAUACGUGACUGCGUGAAUCCUUGCAGCAACGUGGUGUGCGGCGCUUAUCAGAAAUGCGAGCCUGACGUUGUACCCGGUCAUGCUACCUGUAAGUGUCAAGACGGCUAUGAGUGGAAUCCGGUACUGUCGUCUUGCGAGAAGCCGUCGGUGCCCGAUUGCAUAAGCGACAACGAUUGCCAUUCGAGUGAGGCUUGCAGACCGGACGCGCUCGGCGUGCUCAAAUGUAUGUCGCUUUGCGACGGUUUCACCUGCACCGCGAAUUCCCGCUGCGUGGCGGAAAACCAUCACGGCCGUUGCGAUUGUUUGCCGGGCUACACCGGUAAUCCGAACGAUCGCCGGGGCUGUCAGAGCCCGCGCGAGAACCGUUGCACCACCGACAGCGAAUGUUCAGAGGAUCAGACGUGUCGCGGCACUCCAGAUGGUCCGCUCGCCUGUCAACUGGUCUGCGAUUUUAUCUCCUGCGGUCCGAACGCGCUCUGCGUCGUCAAUAAUCACGUGGCUAACUGCGAGUGCCCGCUAGGAUCAUACGCCGGCGAUCCAAACGACCCGACGUCCGGUUGCCGCGCGGUGCCCUGCGUUUACAACAUCGAUUGCCCGCCGGCGCAGCUCUGCAACCGGCUUACGCACACUUGCUACGAUGCCUGCGACGAGAACGCGUGCGGGGUGAAUGCCGUUUGCAUCGCGGACGACCACAAAGCGAUCUGCCAGUGCCCGCCCGGACUACGCCCGAACCCGGUGCCCGACGUCGAGUGCGUCCCCGUCGAGACGUGUCGUCCGGACUCCUGUCAUCCGACCGCGCUCUGCGUCGCUGGUUCGACGAAUGAACCGGUGUGUCGGUGCCCGCCGAAUCACGUGGGCGAUCCUUACACGAACGGCUGCCAGCCGGAAGGAUAUUGCUCCGGUUCCAAGGACUGUCCGGUACAUUCCAUCUGUCACGAACAUCGCUGCGUGAAUCCGUGCGAGAACGCGUGCGGCGCCAACGCGCUCUGCGAGGUCGUGGACGAUCGGCCAAGUUGCAAGUGCAUCCACAGAUUCGUGCCGUCCUCGAAGGGCCCGGAACACGGCUGCGUACGGGGUACGAAUUAUUGCACGGUGGAUUCUGAAUGCGAGAACAACGUGUGUCUUGAUGGACAAUGCAGAGCUGUUUGUCGUUCGGUCGCCGAUUGUUCAGACGGAGAGAAAUGUAUCAACAACAAGUGUAUGGUAUCAUGCAUUUCGCAUUCUCAGUGCCAAGUGGAUCAGGCAUGUGCUAGCGGAGGGUGUAUUCUCGGUUGUCGCAGCAACAAAAACUGCCUAACUAUUGAAUCAUGUAUUAACAAUAAGUGUCAAGAUCCUUGCGACAGAAAAGACGUAUGUGGAUCAAAUGCAAUCUGUAGUUGCACAAAUCAUGCGGUUACAUGCACGUGUCCUCUUGGUUUUCACGGUAAUCCUACUCCGGAACAAGGUUGUGUUCGAGUGCCGAGCACAUGUCAGACUCCGCAGGACUGUCCUAGUCAACAUCUAUGCGUCUCGGGAUUGUGCCAAUGUCAAUGUUCGGAACAAAACAACUGCGCGCAAGGCGAACGUUGCAAGAAUGGUAUUUGCGUAAAGAUAUGUUACGGUGAUAGUAACUGUUUGCCCGGCGAACUGUGUAUCGAUGGUACUUGCGAAGCCGGCUGUACAUCGGAUGUCGGGUGCAAACGCGACGAAGUGUGCAUCAACAACAAGUGCAGAUGCAGCCAUGGAUUUAUCGCCGGUCCCGAACAUUGUCUGGAUAUAAAUGAGUGCGAGGAUCAACCGUGUCAUCCGAGUGCCGAAUGUAUUAAUCUCCACGGAUCUUAUCGUUGCACUUGUCCUCAAGGCACUGCGGGCGAUCCUAUAGGAUCGGGCUGCACUCUGCCGCAUCAAUGCAUCUCGCAAACGGAUUGUCCGGACACGCAAGCCUGCAUUCAUCACAAUUGUUCGGAUCCGUGUUCUUUCGUCGACUGCGGCUUGAAUACUAUUUGCACCGUUCUGGAUCACACGGCUGGUUGUCAAUGCCAGCCUGGUUACAUCGGCGAUGCCUCGGGCUGCUUCAAAGUAGAAUGCCUUUCCAACAGUGAUUGUCCGAUAGAUAAAUACUGCAAUCAGGAGAUCAACAAGUGCAGCAGUCCUUGCAAUCAAGUAAAUUGCGGAUAUGGCAAUUGCCUGGCCAUCGACCAUGUCAGCGUCUGUAAAUGCUACCCUGGUUUUGUUCUCAUCGGCGACAUCUGCGCUGACGUUAAUGAGUGCUUGCAAAAUCCUUGCCAUUCCUCAGCUACAUGCCAAAACACGGAGGGAUCGUUUGCCUGUGUUUGCCCGCAUGGUUUGGUAGGAGAUCCAUUCAAAACUGGUUGUAAGGAACCCGGCGAUUGCUUCACAGAUUCGGAUUGUCCUAAUUCAGCCGCUUGCAUUGAUAAUAAAUGCACUAAUCCAUGCGAGGCACCGGGAAUUUGCGGUAGAAAUGCGGAGUGUCUUGCACGUGAUCACGUUCCAAUCUGCAGAUGUCCUGGGCAGACAACAGGAAAUCCAGCAACGGAGUGUAUUCAUCUGGAAUGCAAUUAUCAUAGCGACUGCAGUCAAUCAGAUGCAUGCUUCGAUCAUAAAUGCGUCGAUCCUUGUUCUCUUUCGAACGUUUGUGGACAUGGAGCUGAUUGCUCCGCGCUCAAUCAUAGCGCGGUGUGUACCUGCCAACCUGGCGGCACAGGUGAUCCGAAUCUUGGAUGCACGCCGCUCCAAUAUUGCAAGACUGAUUCGCAAUGCGCAACCGGUUCGGUGUGCAACGGAGGUAUAUGCACAGCGCUUUGCGGAAGUACGAGGGAUUGCAUCGGCGAUCAACUCUGCAUCAAUGGCGUUUGUCAGCCUACUUGCAGAAGUAAUUCCAGCUGCCCGGAAUAUCAAUACUGCCAUAAUAACAUAUGUGUUCAAGAAUUACGUUGCACGUCAGACAAUGACUGUGCGUAUGACGAAAAGUGCAUUAAAAACAAUAUCGGACAGGCGGAGUGCCGUACAGCUUGUGAUUUGAUACUCUGCGGCCGUAACGCCGAAUGUAAGACUGAUAAUCACGCCGCAACGUGUUCCUGUAAGCACGGUUUCUUCGGAAACUCUAAAGACGAUAAGAUCGGUUGUCAGCCUAUCGAAUGCGAAGUCAACGAAGAUUGUACUCAGGAAAAGAUCUGCGAUCUGCACAGAUGUAGAAUCGCCUGCCUCGCUCAUAAUCCUUGUGGCGUAAACGCGAUUUGCACAACGGAGAAACACGUACAAAUUUGUACAUGUCAACCUGGAUACACGGGAGAACCCACGCAUGCUUGCGAACUGAUAGAUUACUGUGCCAAUGCGCCCUGCGCACCGGGUGCAUUGUGCGAAAACUCACGGGGAUACUUCAAAUGUCAUUGUCAGCCCGGUACUGUCGGAGAUGCUUAUAAUAGCGGCUGUCAACCGCCGGUGGAAUGUUUCCAGGACACAGACUGUCCGCUAACUGCCAAAUGCGUUAAUAUUAAUAACGUACCGAAAUGUUUCGAUACUUGCGCACGUACCCGGUGUGGUCCAAAUGCAGAUUGUAUCGCGAGUAACCAUAGCGCGAGUUGCGUGUGUCGCACCGAUUACGAAGGCGAUCCGAAUAAUCUGAGCGUAGGAUGUCGUCCGAAACCGGUCAUCUGUUCGUCGCACGUUGAUUGUCCAGUCAAUACCUAUUGUUACGAGGGCAUUUGUCGACCAUCUUGUCAAUCGGAUGAGGAAUGCAACUUGUCCGAUGUUUGCUUGAACGGACAAUGUUUGUAUCCGUGUGACGUGAGAGAAGCCUGCGGCAUAAACGCCGAAUGCAAAGUGAAAAGUCACAUUAAACAGUGCAGCUGUCCACCAGGCUUCACCGGUAACUCUGAAGUGGAAUGCGUAAGAUUGCCAGUAUCCUGUGUAGGAAGUGGAGACUGCAACCAAGGCAACACCUGUCGUGAGAACGUUUGUUUGCCGAUCUGCACCAUCGACGACGAAUGCGCGUUGAACGAAAAAUGCAUUCGCGGCAACUGCUUACUAACCUGUCGACUGGACAAUGACUGCUUCCUGGGCCACAUUUGCCUGAACAAUAUGUGCACAUUUGGCUGUCGUGCCGACGAGGAUUGCAACGCAAACGAGGCGUGUUCAGGCAACAAGUGCGUGAAUCCGUGCGAGGCCACGCCAUGCGGACCAAACGCCAAGUGCAUCGUCUUCAACCAACGCGCCACGUGUUCCUGUCCUUCAGGCUUCAUGCCGAAUCCGACAGCCAAGGUCGCGUGUCUGAGAUCACCUGGUCCGACUUGUACGACUAAUCGGGAGUGCGCCGUGGGUAUGGCUUGCGUCGCCGGUACAUGUACAUCUGUGUGCUCGACUAAUGAGAACUGCUUGAGCAAUGAGAGAUGCGACAGCUCCGGUAUCUGCAAAUCACUCUGCAGACGGGACGAAGACUGCAGGAGUGGCGGGAUUUGCGAGGGACUGGUAUGCGUUUCCGGUUGUCGGGCGGAUAUUGAGUGUCAAGACAAUUAUGCGUGUAUAAACAACCAAUGUACAGAUCCAUGCUCAUUGGCUGACGCUUGCGGCGUAAAUGCCAAGUGCACGACUGUUAAUCAUCAAAAGAUAUGCACGUGCUCGUCGCCCUUAAUAGGAGACGCUCGUAUCGGAUGCAAACAGGCUUUCCUUUCUUGCUCGUCUAAACUCGAAUGUUUACCGGGACAAACGUGCUAUGGCAGAUCUUGUUAUUCCAUAUGUAGAAGUGAUGCAAACUGCUUGAGCGAUGAACGUUGCGAUGGCGGUAUUUGUAAAGCUAUAUGUAACAGCGAUGAUCACUGCGUUGCGAAUCAAAUAUGUCACAAUCGCAUGUGCGACAUUGGAUGUCGCAGCGAUAACACAUGUCCAAGUGAUGAAUCUUGUAUCAACAAUCAAUGCAGAAGUCCAUGCGAGGGAGGCAAAGCGUGCGGAGAGUGUGCCGGCUGUCGCGUUGUAAAUCACGUAGCUCAAUGUAACUGUCCCGCUAACUAUUACGGCAACGCCUUGAUCAAUUGCGCCAAGACCAUGAUUCCUUGCGACGGUUCGUGUGAGUGCGACGAGAUCGGUUUUUGCACUACCAGUUGCCAUAAUCAAAACGACUGUUCUUGCGGAGAGGUUUGUCACAGUGGCAAAUGUCGCAUCAAAUGCGACAUCAAUAACGCCUGUCCAAAGUAUCCAAUCUGUUUUGAGGAUGUACUCGUUUACCUUAUAGUGCCACUUGAAUACAAGGAGAGCUACCCUACUUUCAUCAUAUAUAAAUACAAAGCAUGUGAGCGCGAAUGCACCAGCGACUUAGAGUGCCCCAAUGAAAAAGCCUGCAUAAAUCUACAAUGUCUGGACCCGUGCGCGCUACGCGGUGCCUGUGGGAUCAAUGCUUUGUGCCGAGUGGUUCUGCACAAGCCGCGUUGCUCGUGUCCGCAGUGUUAUAUCGGCAUGCCCCACACGGCCUGCCAUCCAGAUUCUAAAUGCGAUACGCCCAAUCCUAAACCUACGCCGAGCAUCAGUUGUUCCUCCGACCACGACUGUCCAGAGAGCCUCUCCUGCCACUCCCAGACAGGCGAGUGUCGCGAUCCGUGUUUGAGUUAUCGGUAUACCUGCGAGAUCAACAAGAGGUGUCAGGUACGGAAUCGCAGGCCUACGUGCGUUUGCAAAUACGGCUUCGUGGUCAACGAAAUCGGGGAAUUGACCUGCGCCCCUGACACGCUCACCUGCUCAAGGGACUUCGAUUGCCCGUCGAACGCCGCGUGCGUCAACGGAAAAUGUCAAAAUCCCUGUAAUGUGCGAAACAAAAGACCGUGCCCGGCCGAUAAAACCUGCGAUGUCCUGGACCACCGUCCCGUGUGCAUUUGCACCAAAAACUGCAAUCCCUCCCUCUCCAUUUGCCUGCGAGACAGUGGCUGCUCUCCAGACUUGGCGUGCCGCAACUAUCGCUGCGUGGACCCAUGCAGAAACUCCACCUGUUCGGCUGAUGCCCCCUGUUACGUGGAGGAGCACAAGCCUAUCUGCAAGUUCUGUCCCCCCGGCUUUGUGCCAGAUACUAAAUACGGAUGCAUGAAAGCAGUUCUUCACCCCAUGCCUAAGCCAGUUUGCAAAUCCGAUGAUGACUGCAGUGACGUAGAAGCUUGCGUCGAAAGUUCCUGUGUUGAUCCCUGUAUCAACGAGUGUCAAUUGGCAGUUCAGUGUCGGGUUGAAGCGCACAGGCCUAUUUGCAGUUGCGAUCCUAACGAUAAACAUUGUUUAUAUAGUGGCGUAACAACAUUACGUUCUAUAGAUUCAGAUCACACAUCUUCCGAAACCGUUCAUACUACAUUACGAACAAGCACUAAUCUUCCGCCGUCUACACCUCCUAUUUCCACCACGGAGAUAUCAAUUGUUACAUACACGGAGAAAACUACAGUUCCUUUAACCGAAGUUACUGAAAAUUUGUUGGAAAAUGUUACCACCGAAAUGAUAAGUAUAUCAGAUACAACAGUCGCAUUGACAGAAACCGUUACCGAGUUUUCGGAUCACACAACGAGUGUACCUUCGAUAUUGAAUGCAACCGAAAUUGAUAUUUUAAACAAUACUUUAAUUGCAACGACAAACGUUGAUAUUUUAGAGAACGUUACGUUUAGUCGUUUUACUACUUCAGUAUUUGAAAGUACUGAUUUUAUUGAAACUUCAACAGAAUAUACAACAGCACGUACGAUUACUAUUGAAAGUGAAUCAACAAGUACUUCUCUUAUUCCACCUACAAAAGAAACGAUUACAGAAAAUGUAUUUUCUUCUACCACAACUGCGGCAACAAAGAGUGAAUCUGAAUUUGAUUAUGAGAAAAAUUCUACAACAACCGAAAUAUUUGAAACAACUGCUAUUCCGACUGUAACUUUUCCAUUUACAUUUAAUCGUACCGAUAUUAUUGAUACUACAAUUUCUGAUAAAGGCAUUGAAACAACAACAAUGUUUAAAUCGACGGAAGUAAGUAACAUUGCAGAAGUUCCUAAGAAUGUAACUAUGGUUCCUACUACAGAAGUUCCUAAUGUAGGUGUUGGAGAAACGUCAAUAGCUACAACGACACAAUAUUUUACUACACAGUAUUUUACUACCACAGAAUCUAAAGAAUUAACAGUAAAACCGUUAGAAGAAAUUACUAAACCAUAUAUAGAAAAUACUGAUAGCACAAUCAGUACUACGUUUUCUAUGCAAACAGAUCAUACUGUAUCAUCUCCAAAUAUCCUAGAACAUGCUGAAACAUCUACAAUAAAUAUUGAACGUGCCAAAGAAACUACACAAGAAUCGAGCACUGCCGAAAUUGGAUCAUUAUAUACCACUGAGUCAUAUGUAAAAGAUACCACUCCAUUAUCUGUAAUUACAUCUAAAUCACCUAUAUCUACGACAAAUGAGUCAACUACUGAUAAUAUCAAUACUCAGAAAAGCACUGAUAUUUCUACAAUAGACCAAUCCGUUGUCACUGAACAAUAUGCUACAUCUCAAUUUACAGAAGAAUAUUCUACGAAAGAAUUUGAAACAUCACAGCAACCUACAGAACAAUACACUACUUUGAAACAGUAUACUACAUCCGCACAGUCUACAGAACAGAUUUCUACUACUGAACAGUAUACUACAUCUGAAUUUACUACAGAAGGAUAUCCCACAACAAAACUGCUUGGGACGCCGCAACAGUUUACAGAACAAUACACUACUUCGAAACAAUACACUGAAGAGUUAACAGAACAUAUUUCUACUACAGAACGUUAUGGCAUAUCGGAACAUACCGCAGAAGAUCGUUCCACUACAGAACAGCUUACAACAGAACAAACUACAGAACAAUACACUACAUUUGCACAACCUACAGGACAGAUCUCGACUACGGAACAAUAUAGCACUCCUGAAUAUUCUACAGAGCAAUAUUCUACAAUAGAACAAAUCAAAACAUCGCAGCAACCUACAGAACAAUACACUACUUUGAAACAAUAUCCUGAAGAGUUUACAGAACAUAUUUCUACUACAGAACGUUAUGGCAUAUUGGAACAUAUCGCAGAAAAUCGUUCCACUACAGAACAGCUUACAACAGAACAGACUACAGAACAAUACACUACAUUUGCACAACCUACAGGACAGAUCUCGACUACGGAACAAUAUAGCACUCCUGAAUAUUCUACAGAGCAAUAUUCUACAAUAGAACAAUUCAGAACGUCAAAGCAACCUACAGAACAAUACACUACCUCGAAACAAUACACUGAAGAGUUUACAGAAUAUAUUUCUACUACAGAAGGUUAUGGCACAUCAGAACAUACCACAGAAGAACAUUCCACAUCAGAACAGACUACAGAGCAAUAUACUAUAUUUGCACAAUCUACAGAACAGGUUUCAACUACGGAACAAUACCGUACUUCUGAAUAUUUUACAGAAGAAUAUUCUACUACGGAACAGCUUAAAACAUCACAACAACCUACAGAAGAAUCUACUAUUUUGAAACAAUAUACUACAAUGGAAGAAUCGACAGAACAAACUUCCACUACGGAACGUUAUAGCACAGAAGAAUAUUUUAUUACAGAACAGCUUGAGACAUCAAAGCAGCCUACAGAACAACACACUAUACCUGAACAAUCUACAAAACAGAUUUCUACUACAGAACGAUAUAGUACUUUUGAAUAUCCUACAGAGGAGCAUUCUACUACAGAGCAGUCCAUCACAUCUACGCAAUCAUUUACUACAGUACAACAUAGUACAGCUGAAUACUCUACAGAAGAAUAUUCUACUGUAGAGAAUGGUACUACUUUUGAAAAAUCUACAGAACAAUACUCGACGGAACAAUAUACACCUGAACAGCACAUUAUAACAGAAUAUUCUACAACAGAACAAUAUGCGACAAUGCAAUAUUCUACAGAACAAUCCACCACGUCUGAAAUUGCUUGGAAUAAAACAGAUAUGACUUGCAUCUUGGAUACAGAUUGCACAGAGUGCGAGACAUGCGUGGAUCGUCUAUGCCAGAAUCCGUGUAAGGCCUGUAAUCCAUGCCCAGAGAAUGUUUUAUGCGAUGUUCUGAAUCAUCGGCCUGUGUGUUUAGAAUCAGAGCAGAGCACGUCUAAUUGUAGCAUACUCCCAGACGUGAAAUGUGCAACACAUAACGACUGCCCCAUCCAAUUGGCUUGCGUGAAUCAACAAUGCGUGAAUCCUUGCAACUUGGGCAAUCCGUGCGACUUCGUCGAAGAAUGUCAUGUUCAAUAUCAUAGACCGGUCUGCGCCAUAAGAGACAGCAAUAAAGCGAAAUGUCCUUACUGUCCACCUGAUAUGCAAUGCGACCCGUCAACAAACACGUGCGUCAAAGCGGGUUGCACUAGCAACAGGGAUUGUCCGCUGACAGAGGCGUGCAUCGGGCAUACUUGCCAGGAGCCGUGUCUAGUUCGAAAUCCUUGCGCGGAACAUGCUGUUUGUAUUAAUACGAAUCAUGGAGCAGACUGCAGUUGUGAAGAAGGCUAUCAAGGGAACGGAUUCUCCUAUUGUGAUUUGCUUACGGAACCACCGCCUACGGAUCCUUGCGCUCUAUUUCCGUGUGGUUCGAACGCCGUAUGUGAUAACGGUGAAUGUAAAUGCUUGCCCGAAUACACCGGUAAUCCUUAUGAAGCUUGUCGUCCCGAAUGUAUUCUCAAUUCCGAAUGUCCUCGCGAUAAAACUUGUCUGAAGAAUAAAUGCAAGGAUCCUUGCCCCGGAAUAUGCGGUCAAAAUGCGCGAUGCGACGUCGUGAAUCACAUUCCUGUCUGCUCCUGUCCAUCCGGAUAUGUAGGUGAUCCAUUCGUCAACUGUCGCGUUCAACCUACAGUGCCGGAAUCUCGACGAGAUCCUUGCACACCCUCACCUUGUGGACCGAACAGUCAAUGCCGUAAUAUCGAGGAUCACGCUGUGUGCUCUUGUCUCCGGGGCUACCUCGGUUCUCCGCCAUCCUGCAGACCAGAAUGUCUCGUUAGUUCUGAAUGCCCGCCAACGCGGGCUUGCGUAAACAAGAAGUGCACAGACCCGUGCCUGGGUUCUUGCGGUUUGAACGCGAGAUGCGAAGUGAUCAACCACUCACCAAUAUGCAGCUGUUUACCCGUGCAAACGGGAGAUCCUUUCAAGAGUUGUUACGACAUUCCAAUUCCACCGGAACCUAAAGAUCAAGGCAAUCCAUGCAUUCCUUCGCCAUGCGGACCAAACGCGGUUUGUCAGAAUGCAAACGGUCAACCAUCAUGUUCGUGUUUGCCUACGUACAUCGGCAUUCCGCCAUCAUGCCGGCCGGAGUGUUUGAUUAACCCUGACUGCCCGCCGGAAAAAUCUUGUAUAAAUAUGAAAUGUAAAGAUCCCUGCCCAGGAUCCUGCGGGGACAAUGCUGAGUGCAAAGUAGUGAAUCACGCAGUGACCUGUUCGUGUAAAAUUGGAUAUAUUGGCAAUCCGUUUGUGCAAUGCGUGCUAGAAGAGGAAACGAUGAAUCCAUGCGAGCCUUCGCCAUGCGGAGCCAACGCGAUCUGUCAGCAACGAGAUAACGCGGGCGCUUGCAUAUGUAUCGACGAUUAUUCCGGAAAUCCUUACGAGGGCUGUCAACCAGAAUGUGUUCUGAGCGCGGAUUGUCCCACGAAUAAGGCUUGCAUUCGUAAUAAGUGCAACGAUCCUUGUCCAGGCGUAUGUGGCGUACGGGCACAGUGUUCGGUCAUCAAUCACAUUCCCACGUGUACUUGCGAGCCUGGAUAUAUCGGCGAUCCGUUUACGAUAUGCACACUUCAACCAGAAAUUGAUACGGAGCCCACCAUCAGGGAUCCGUGUUCCCCGACACCCUGCGGACCGAACAGCUUGUGCCGUGCGGUAAACAACCAAGCCGUCUGCACGUGUCAAGAGUCUUUCGUAGGCGUUCCGCCGAAUUGCAAACCAGAAUGCGUCGUCAAUUCUGAAUGUCCGCAGAACAGAGCGUGCUACAAAUAUAAGUGCACAGAUCCGUGCCCUGGUACUUGCGGAAUCGAAGCCAAUUGUCGUGUUAUUAAUCACAAUCCGCUCUGCAGUUGUCCGCAGGGAAAGACGGGCGAUCCUUUCUUCAGAUGUUUCCCCGAACCCGUUGUGCCGCUACCACCGAUGGAUCCUUGUUUCCCCAGUCCAUGUGGACUUUAUGCGGAGUGUAAAGUUGUUAACGGUCAAGCCGCGUGCACCUGCUUGAAAAAUUACAUUGGGAUACCACCCAAUUGCCGCGCGGAAUGCGUAGUUAAUACAGAUUGUCCGUUAGAUCAAGCGUGCAUCUCAGAAAAAUGUCGCGAUCCUUGCAUCGGCUCUUGCGGUCAGAAUGCUGAUUGUCGAGUUCAAAAUCAUAUACCGGUUUGCUUGUGUCAACCUGGCUAUUCUGGCGAUCCCUUCACUUUGUGCACAGUAAUUAAAGAACAACCAAAGGUUCCGCAAGAUUUGUGUAAUCCUUCACCUUGUGGACCUAAUGCGGCAUGCAAUGAAGGUGUAUGCACCUGUUUGCCCAACUAUUUCGGAGAUGCAUAUUCUUAUUGUCGACCGGAAUGCACAAUGAAUUCUGAUUGUCCUCGGAUCAAAACGUGUAUCAAUCAAAAUUGCGUCGAUCCUUGUCCAGGCACAUGCGGUCGUGAUGCACGUUGCGACGUUGUUAAUCACAUCCCAAUGUGCAGUUGUCCACCUGGUUUUACCGGAAAUCCGUUCCUUUUAUGCCAGUCACAUAUACCGGAUGAUGUCAUUAAACAGCCUUGCACACCUUCGCCUUGUGGACCAAACAGCAUCUGUAAAGUUGUAAAUGAUCAUGCUGUCUGUUCUUGCCAACCUGGUUUAAUUGGCAAUCCACCCGCCUGUAAACCAGAAUGCAUUGUCAGCGCCGACUGUCCAUUGACACAGGCGUGUCUGAAUAAUAAAUGCCAAGAUCCGUGCCCAGGCACAUGCGGACAGAAUACAAAUUGUCAAGUGGUUAAUCAUAAUCCAAUAUGCAGUUGCUCUGGAUCUUACACGGGCGAUCCUUUCACCAUAUGUUAUCCGCAACCAAAAACACCACCUGCACCGACAAACCCGUGUCUACCAUCGCCCUGCGGUCCAAAUGCGGACUGUCAAGUGAGGGGCGAGAGUCCCGCGUGCUCUUGUAUCCAAAAUUACAUUGGUUUGCCACCGAAUUGUAGGCCGGAGUGUACUAUCAAUCCUGAGUGUCCACCGCAAUUGGCGUGUUUGCAACAAAAGUGUCGCGAUCCGUGUGUCGGUCUGUGCGGUCUAAACGCUCAGUGCUCGGUUGUGAAUCACCAUGCUGUUUGUGCGUGCAUCGCCGGAUACACCGGAAAUCCAUUCAGCGCUUGCGAACCAGUACCCGAGGAUACACCCCUAGAUAUUAGAAAACCAUGCGAGCCUUCUCCUUGUGGUUUCAAUGCCAUCUGCCGCGAAAACAAUGGCGUUGGCUCGUGCACCUGUCUACCGGAUUAUCUAGGUGAUCCUUACGAAGGAUGCAGGCCCGAAUGCACGCAAAAUUCUGAUUGUCCGACAAGAAUGGCGUGCGUGGGCUUGAAAUGCAGAGACCCUUGCCCAGGAACUUGCGGAGUGAAUGCCCAAUGCCAAUCAAUUAAUCAUCUGCCAAUCUGUACUUGCAUUCCCGGCUAUACAGGCAAUCCGUUCAUGCACUGUUCCCCAAUAAUUGAAGAUUCCUUGCCAGAAACAAAUCCGUGCAGCCCAUCUCCUUGUGGACCAAAUAGUAAGUGUCAAGAUGUAAACGGCCUUGCCGUUUGCUCUUGUCUUCCGAAUUUUAUCAACAGUCCCCCCAACUGUCGUGCCGAAUGCGUGGUAAACAGUCAAUGCUCUCCGGAUCUUGCUUGCGUCAAUCAGAAAUGUACAUCGCCCUGUCCGGACCCAUGUGGAAUAAAUACCCAGUGCAAAGUGAUCAAUCACAGCCCCAUCUGCGUCUGCAACCUCGGUUAUACCGGGGAUCCUUUUUUGAGAUGUUUCCCCGCCCCACAACCGCUAGAUUUUCCUGUAGCCACCAAAGAUCCGUGUCUGCCGUCUCCAUGCGGCAUGUACGCGGAAUGCAGGAAUAUUGGUGGUACAGCAUCGUGCUCCUGUUUGCCGAUAUACAGGGGAUCACCGCCAAACUGUCGCCCCGAAUGUCGCGUGAAUUCCGAAUGUCCGAUGAAUCUCGCUUGCAACAACGAGAAAUGCAGGGAUCCCUGUUUAGGCUCUUGCGGCAUCACUUCUUUGUGUACAGUGUAUAAUCACGUAUCCGUCUGCACUUGUCCCGAAGGAUACACUGGUGAUCCAUUCAGUAAUUGUUAUCCCCGACCGAUUACAACACCACCGGUAAUUAUUGAUCCUUGCGAUUUGAAUCCUUGCGGUCCGAAUGCACGAUGCAACAAUGGAAUUUGCACGUGUCUGCCCGAAUACCAGGGUGAUCCUUAUGUAGGUUGCCGUCCCGAGUGUGUCACAAAUACCGAUUGCGCCCUCGAUCGUGCAUGCAUUCGCAACAAAUGCAUGGAUCCUUGUCCGGGCACGUGUGGUCAAAAUGCAUUAUGUUCCGUGUACAAUCACGUACCAAUGUGUACUUGUCCGGCCGGAAUGGCCGGCAAUGCCUUUGUUCAAUGUUCCACUCUCGCAGAUAUUCCGAAGGGAAAUCCUUGCGCACCCUCGCCCUGCGGACCCAACAGUAUUUGCCGAGAAAAUAACGGGCAACCAGUGUGCUCGUGUAUUGUCGGAUUCCUUGGCGUACCGCCAACAUGCAGACCGGAAUGCACUGUCAGUUCCGAAUGUCUCCUGACAGAAGCUUGCAGUAAUCAAAAGUGCAUAAAUCCUUGCCUCGGUGCAUGUGGAAUCCGAGCUACGUGUCAAGUGAUCAAUCACAAUCCUAUCUGUAGUUGUGGAGAACUCAAUGGAGAUCCAUUCAUUCGAUGCACUCCACGACCACCCGAACCUGUUGUACAAACAAACCCCUGUGUGCCAUCUCCUUGUGGAGCGAAUGCCGAGUGUCGAGCGAUAGGCGAUACUCCCACAUGCUCGUGCCUACCUGAAUUCCUAGGUUCACCACCUUAUUGUAGACCGGAGUGCAUUAGCAACAAUGAAUGUCCCUCACAUUUGGCAUGUAUGAAUAAAAAAUGUAGGGAUCCUUGCGAAGGCUCAUGUGGAACUAAUGCCGAGUGUCGUGUGGUGAGCCACACACCCAUGUGCGUUUGCCCUAGCGACUUCACCGGCGAUCCAUUUACCUACUGUACAAUAAAGCCACCCACAACUUUUUCAUUGUCGCCUUGUAAACCGUCACCUUGUGGCUUUAACGCCAUUUGUAAGGAACAGCAUGGUGUCGGAUCUUGCUCUUGCUUACAAGAUUAUAUUGGCAAUCCUUACGACGGAUGUCGACCGGAAUGUGUUGUCGAUACAGAUUGCAUAUCCACUCUUGCUUGUAUACAAUCGAAAUGCAAGGAUCCAUGUCCUGGUGUUUGUGGACAAUUUGCCGAAUGUCAAGUUAUCAAUCAUCAACCCUCUUGCACAUGUAUUGCCGGUUACAGCGGCAAUCCCUUCCACUAUUGCAAUAUAAUUCGUGAUAUUGUUGAUACUUCGAAGGAUGUUUGCAAUCCAUCGCCAUGCGGGCCCAAUAGCCAAUGUCGUAUUAAUAACAAUCAAGCAGUCUGUUCUUGCCUCCCGAUUUUCAUCGGAAGUCCACCCGCCUGUCGUCCCGAAUGCGUGACAAGUUCGGAUUGUUCGCUUGCACUUGCUUGCGUAAAUCAAAAAUGCCAAGAUCCCUGCCCUGGCUCUUGCGGUAGAAAUUCAAAUUGCAGGGUCAUAAAACAUAAUCCAAUUUGCUCUUGCAAGAAUGGCUAUACCGGGGAUCCAUUUACCGUUUGCUUCCAAAUGCCUGUGAAUCCGCCCAUUGUAAAUGAUGUUGUGAGAGAUCCAUGUAUACCGUCGCCUUGCGGCGCAUUUUCUGAAUGUCGGGAUAUAGGAGGGAUACCAUCGUGUUCUUGUUUGCCAACGUACAGAGGCAGUCCUCCAAAUUGUAAACCAGAAUGCACGAUCAAUGCAGAAUGUCCGGCUAAUAUGGCUUGCAUGCGACAAAAGUGUAGAGACCCCUGUCCAGGUUUAUGCGGCAUAAUGGCUGAAUGUAGCGUCGUGAAUCACGUGCCGAUUUGUUCAUGUUUACCCGAUUAUACCGGCGAUCCUUUCGUCCAGUGUUCCAUAAAUUCAUUUCCUAUUCAGUUGUCUAAACCGGAUCCAUGCACACCUUCGCCUUGCGGAUCUAAUACGCAAUGUAACGGAGGAAUUUGCACUUGCAUAAUAGAAUAUUUCGGAGAUCCGUAUAGCGGUUGUCGCCCGCAAUGCGUAUUAAAUAACGAUUGCCCGAACACGCAGGCAUGCAUGCGAAACAAAUGCGUGGAUCCUUGUCCAGGCGUUUGUGGCCAAAAUGCCAUGUGCAAUGUAUACAAUCAUGUUCCCAUGUGUACUUGUCUCGCAGGAAUGAUUGGAAAUGCUUUUGUCUUGUGUUCUCCUGUUCCAGCAUCCCCCAUUAGCAAUCCAUGUAAUCCGUCUCCAUGCGGUCCGAACAGUCAAUGCAUACAAAAUAACAUGCAGGCCGUAUGUAGUUGCAUAAGCGGAUUUGUCGGAGCGCCUCCGACUUGCAGGCCCGAAUGUGUAAUCAGUUCAGAUUGUCCGAAGAACGAAGCGUGUACCAAUCAAAAAUGUCGGGACCCUUGUCCAGGAAGUUGCGGACGCAACACAAUUUGCAAUGUCAUUAAUCAUAAUCCCGUUUGUGUCUGUCGUCCUGGGAUGACUGGGGAUCCGUUUAUUAAUUGCUUCCCACUUCCUGAGGAUCCAUUACCCGUGCUCAAUCCCUGUCAACCAUCACCGUGCGGACCAAACGCACAAUGUCAAGUGAUCAAUGAUCAACCGUCUUGCUCGUGCUUGCAAGAAUUUAUCGGAUCACCCCCGAACUGUCGGUACGAAUGCAUCAGCAAUAGCGAAUGCUCGAAUAAAAUGGCCUGCAUCAAUCAAAAAUGUCGCGAUCCAUGCGUCAAUGCAUGCGGAAUCAAUGCCGUUUGCAAUGUUGUUAGCCACACGCCGAUGUGCGCGUGUACACCCGGUUAUACCGGUGAUCCGUUCACGCAGUGCUCUCCCGAACAAUUUGAUAUACAGCCUAGCAUAGCCACACCGUGCACACCAUCUCCGUGUGGUGCGAAUGCAAUAUGUAGAGUUUUACAAAACGCCGGUUCUUGCUCAUGUUCGCAAGAUUAUGUGGGAAAUCCCUAUGAAGGAUGCAGACCUGAAUGCACACUUAAUUCUGACUGUCCAUCUAAUCAGGCGUGCAUCGGUCUAAAAUGCAAAGAUCCGUGUCCAGGAACGUGCGGUCAGAAUGCGCAGUGUUAUGUGAUUAAUCAUGCACCGACUUGCACUUGUUUCGAACAAUUUACAGGAAAUCCAUUUAUAUACUGCAAUCUUAUCGCCGAAGCCCCGGCUGUAUCAGAUAACGUUGAUCCCUGUCAACCAUCUCCUUGUGGACCAUAUAGUCAAUGUAAACCAAAUAAUGGUCAAGCUGUUUGCUCUUGCCUUGCAAAUUAUGUCGGCGCACCGCCCGGUUGUAGGCCCGAGUGUACAGUUAGCACGGAGUGCGCGACAAAUCGCGCCUGCGAUAAUAAUAAGUGCAUCGAUCCUUGUCUAAACUCGUGUGGUCAGGAAACGACAUGUAGAGUCGUAAACCAUAGUCCAAUAUGCAUGUGUAAAUCCGGAUUCAGCGGUGAUCCAUUCACGCGCUGCACAUUCAUACCACCCAUUUCAUUGCCAAGUCUGCCCUCGGACCCUUGCAUACCUUCUCCGUGCGGACCCAAUUCGCAAUGUCGCAAUGUCAAUGGUUAUCCAUCUUGUUCUUGUAUGAUUAAUUAUAUUGGUGCACCGCCAAACUGUCGUCCUGAAUGCAUCAUUCCUGCCGACUGCCCGAGCAAUCAGGCUUGUAUUCGCGAGAAAUGCCAAGAUCCCUGUCCAGGUUCUUGCGGUCUGAAUGCCGAUUGUAUCGUUCACAAUCACAUUCCAAUCUGCAGAUGUAUAGAAAGUUAUACUGGCGAUCCGUUUAUCGGUUGUCAACUUAUGCCAAUCAACAACAUACCAGUCCAACAAACUGAUCCAUGUAGUAAAUCACCCUGUGGGCCAAAUGCUCGAUGCGACAACGGCAUUUGUACUUGUUUACCUGAAUAUUUCGGCGAUCCAUAUUUUGGAUGUCGACCAGAAUGCGUAUUAAGUGCGGAUUGUUCCAUCGACAGGGCGUGCAUACGAAAUAAAUGCAUAGAUCCCUGUCUAGGUACUUGUGGACAAAACAGUUUAUGCAAUGUGAUAAAUCACACACCAAUGUGCAGUUGCCCCUCCGGUACCACCGGAAACGCGUUCAUCUCUUGCGAUGUAAUAAAAGUACCGCUCGUGACAAGACCGUGCAGUCCAAAUCCCUGCGGCCCGAACAGCAUAUGUCGCGAAUUUAAUGGACAGGCCGUUUGCACAUGUGCGCCUGAAUUCCUUGGAUCACCACCCCUCUGUCGACCUGAGUGUACUCUCAGCUCCGAUUGUCGGCUAAACGAAGCUUGCACCAAUCAGAAAUGCAAAGAUCCUUGCCCCGGUACAUGUGGCGUUCAAGCAAGAUGCGUAGUUAUCAACCAUAAUCCUGUUUGCUCGUGUCCCGAACGCUACACAGGCGAUCCAUUCGUCAGAUGCGAUGUCAUAAAACCAGUAGCGCCUGCAAUAAACCCGUGUCAACCUUCGCCCUGCGGUCCGUACGCUCAGUGCCAAGUCAUUAACGAUCUGCCGUCCUGUUCGUGCCUGCCCGAGUACAAAGGUUCGCCUCCGUAUUGCCAACCCGAAUGCAUCUCCAAUCCCGAAUGUCCUGGUCAUCAGAGUUGCGUGCGGCAAAAAUGCAUAGAUCCCUGCCCAGGUCUAUGUGGAGAAAGUGCGGAAUGCCAUGUGGUGCAACACAUACCUCAUUGCAUUUGUUCCUAUGGUCUCACCGGUGACCCAUAUACGCGCUGCUCGGUGAUACUUUCAUACGAACCAGAACUGAAACCAGAACCGUCUCCCUGCGCAAACUUCGAAUGCGGCACAAACGCAAUAUGUAGAGAGCGAGACAACACCGCAAUUUGUCAGUGUAUCUCUAAUUACGCUGGCAAUCCGUAUUUAGCAUGUCGACCCGAAUGCGUUAUUAAUCCCGACUGUUCAUCCAAUUUGAUGUGCGUAAGAAACAAGUGCGUCAAUCCCUGCGCCGGCGUGUGCGGCCAAAACGCUGAGUGCUCGGUUGUUAAUCAUCAACCAAUGUGUACAUGUCUCCCUGAAUAUACUGGAGAUCCCUUUGUUUCUUGUUUCGUGGAUAAAAUAAUCUCAAAUGAGAACGUUUGUGCCCCGUCACCCUGCGGACCCAACAGCAAAUGUAAAGAAAUAUCUGGACAGGCAGUUUGUUCAUGCCUGCCCACGUACAUUGGAACUCCACCUGCGUGUAGACCCGAAUGUAUUGCUAGCUCAGAAUGUCCGCCGCAGUUAGCAUGCAAGGACUACAAAUGCGUGAAUCCCUGUCCAAGCCCAUGCGGACUCAAUACCAAUUGCGUGAUUGUUAAUCACAGCCCUAUCUGCAGGUGUAUGCUCGGUUACAGCGGAGAUCCGUUCACCAUAUGCACAUUAAUUCCACCUGUAACACCACCAAUAAUAGAAAAAGAUCCAUGCGUGCCGUCUCCGUGCGGUAGUUUCUCUCAGUGCAGAAGUAUCGGUGGUUCUCCCGCGUGUACUUGCUUGGAAAAUUACAUAGGUCAGCCGCCUAAUUGCCGACCCGAGUGUAUUAUACACUCAGAGUGCCCGAACGAUAAAGCCUGCAUCAACAUGAAGUGCGUGGAUCCAUGUCCCGGCUCGUGCGGCACCAAUGCCCUAUGUUCAGUCAUUAAUCACAUUCCCACAUGCAGAUGCCCCGAAGGAUACACAGGAAAUACGUUUAUUCUCUGCGAGAUUGUAGCGACACCGAUUCCAUCUCCAGUCGAAGACCCCUGCGUUCCUUCACCCUGCGGUCCCAACGCGGAAUGCUCGAACGGUAUUUGUAAUUGUAUACCUGAGUUCCGAGGAGAUCCAUAUGUAGGUUGUCGUCCGGAAUGCGUCCUAAAUGCCGACUGUCCUCGCGAUAGAGCGUGCAUGCGUAAUAAAUGUCUGGACCCGUGCCCUGGAGCUUGCGCCCUUAACGCAUUAUGCACGGUGAUCGGUCACGUUCCUAUGUGUAAUUGUCCAGGAAAUAUGACCGGCAAUGCAUUUAGCCAAUGCAUGCCUUUACAAGAUAUGCCACCCGCUAAUCCAUGCGUUCCUUCGCCCUGUGGACCAAACAGCGAAUGUCGCAUUAUAAACAAUCAGGCAGUUUGUUCUUGUGUAAGAGGAUAUCUAGGUAGUCCCCCGACCUGCAGACCUGAAUGCAUAGUCAGCACGGAUUGUCCGCAGAAUGAGGCUUGUAGCAAUCAGAAGUGUACAAACCCUUGUCCAGGAAGUUGCGGAUUAAAUGCCUUGUGUCAUGUAAUAAAUCACAAUCCGAUUUGCGUUUGCCCACCUCUUCAAACGGGUGAUCCUUUUAUUAGAUGUUAUCAAGCACCUCAAGAGCUACCGUUACCUCCCUCGCCAUGUACACCAAAUCCGUGCGGUCCGAAUUCGCACUGCCAAGCGCGCGAUGACAAAUCUGAAUGCACAUGUUUACCCGGAUUCAUCGGCAAUCCGCCUAAUUGCAGAGCGGAAUGCGUCAGUAAUAGCGAGUGCGCUAAUCAUUUGGCUUGCAUCAAUCAAAAAUGUCAGAAUCCGUGCGUUGGUUCCUGCGGUGCGAAUGCAAAUUGUCACGUUGUUAGUCAUACCCCGAUGUGUUCUUGCGUGGACGGUUUCACCGGUGAUCCAUUCACGCAAUGCAUCUUCAGAGAACCCACACCAUUGUCGCCUACAACGGUUGAUCCGUGUACUCCCUCUCCUUGCGGCUCUAAUGCAAUCUGCAAGGAAUUCAACGGUGCCGGUUCGUGUACAUGCUUACAGAACUAUAUCGGUAACCCGUACGAAGGAUGCAGACCGGAAUGCGUCCUGAAUUCGGAUUGUCCUGCCAAUCUGGCUUGUGUAAAUACGAAAUGUAGAGAUCCGUGUCCGGGAUCGUGCGGACGCAACGCAUUAUGCCAAGUAAUCAAUCACAUGCCGGUGUGCAAUUGUUAUCCCAGAUAUACCGGCAACGCUUUCUUAUAUUGCAACCCGAUAGAAAUAGAAGGAGACGAUGCUGUUAGUAAUCCCUGCGAACCAUCACCUUGUGGACCUAAUAGCUUGUGUCGCGUGGUGGGUGGUACGAGCGUCUGCACUUGCUUACCCACCUUCUUGAGCAGCCCACCAAAUUGUCGCCCCGAGUGUACCGUUAGCGCCGAAUGCGCCUUCAAUCUGGCAUGCAUCUCGAAUAAAUGUAGCAAUCCCUGUCGUGGUUCUAGAUUGUGCGGUUCUAAUGCGAGAUGUGAAACGGUCAAUCAUAAUCCCAUAUGUUCGUGCCCAUCUAGUUUUACUGGCGAUCCAUUCAUUGCCUGCUUUGAAAUGCCACCUAAAGAUGAAGAACCUCGUCCAUUUGUGAAUCCUUGCGCACUUUCACCCUGCGGACCUUUCUCGGAAUGCCGUGACAUUUACGGUCAAGCAUCGUGCGCUUGUUUAUCGACAUAUAUAGGAACACCACCCAAUUGCAGGCCUGAAUGUACAAUUAAUUCAGAAUGCCCGACUAAUCAGGCAUGUAUACAGAGAAAGUGUCGAAAUCCUUGCGAUGGAGUAUGCGGUGUAGAAGCAACUUGUAACGUUUAUCAUCACACACCCGUAUGUUCUUGUCUCACUGGAUUUACCGGGGAUCCAUUCGUAAUGUGUAGACGAAUUCCCGAGGAAGAUACAACACUCGCACCAACGGAUCCGUGCUUAAAUUGUGGCCCAAAUACGCAAUGCUUUAACGGCGUGUGUUCUUGCCUUCCCGAGUAUCAAAAAGAUCCAUACUUUGGAUGUCGUCCAGAAUGUAUUCUGAAUUCCAAUUGUCCAAGUGACAGAGCUUGCAUUAAGAACAAGUGUCGAAAUCCGUGCGAUCUUGGAAUCUGUGGUCUCAAUGCCUUGUGCUCGGUCGGAAAUCACAUACCAGUCUGCACUUGCGCGCCGAAAAUGUCCGGCAACGCCUUUAUAAUGUGCUCCCCGAUAGAAGAAUCGAUAACGAAAGAUCCGUGCAAUCCGACACCGUGUGGACCGAACAGCCAGUGUCGAAAGGUAAAGGAACAAGCUGUCUGUUCUUGUCUUCCUGGAUAUUUGGACGCACCACCAAAUUGUCGAGCUGAGUGUAUUAUCAGUUCUGACUGUCCCGCCAACAUGGCCUGUAAUAAUCGGAAAUGCAUAAAUCCCUGCCCCGGAACAUGCGGCAUUAGAGCGCAAUGUAUAGUUGUCAAUCACAAUCCAAUUUGUUCUUGUCCCUCCGAAUUGACCGGUGAUCCCUUCACUCAGUGCAUCCCGAGACCAAUAGAAUCACCGUUACCGGUUAAUCCCUGCGUUCCAUCUCCGUGUGGAAUUAACAGUAAAUGCGAAGUUAUAAACAACGCACAUUCAUGUUCCUGUUUGCCAGAAUUCAUCGGCAGUCCGCCGAACUGUAGGCCAGAAUGCAUUAGUAAUAGCGAGUGUUCCACGCACUUGGCGUGUAUCAAUCAGAAAUGUCGCGAUCCAUGUCCAGGCUCUUGCGGUAUUAAUUCUGAUUGUCGAGUGAUAAGUCAUACACCUAUGUGCAUUUGCCUUGCCGGAUUCGAAGGAGAUCCAUUCGUGCUAUGUAAUCCCAAACAAAGCGAUGUCGUAAAUGCCGUAAAACCAACACCUUGUAUUCCGUCACCGUGCGGUUUUAAUGCGAUAUGUCGCGAAUUAAACGGUGUUGGUUCUUGCACAUGUCUAUCGGAUUAUAUAGGCAAUCCAUACGAAGGCUGUCGUCCCGAGUGUACAAUAAAUUCCGAUUGUACCGCAGAUCGUGCAUGUAUCGGAUCGAAGUGUCAAAAUCCUUGUCCAGGUUUUUGUGGGUACAAUGCAAUUUGUCAAGUAGUGAAUCAUGUGCCAUUAUGUACAUGCCAACCUGGAUACAGCGGCAAUCCGUUUAUUUCCUGUAACAGACUUGUACAAGAUACGACAAUAGAACGUAAUCCGUGCAGCAAUUCUCCCUGUGGACUUAACAGUGAGUGUCAUGAAUUAAACGGUCAAGCAAUAUGCUCCUGUUUAAAUACGUUUGUCGGAUCCCCGCCACAUUGUCGCGCGGAAUGCACUGUUAGCUCCGAUUGUCCUGUAAACCGUGCAUGCAAAAAUCGUAAAUGUGUUGAUCCAUGUCCUGGUAUUUGUGGCAUCAACGCAAGAUGCGAAGUGAUAAAUCAUAGUCCGAUUUGUAGUUGUAAUCAAGGUUUUUCUGGCGAUCCUUUCAUAACGUGCUUCCAAAUGCAGAUAGACAAUGAUACACCUAUGACGCCACAAAAUCCGUGCGUUCCAUCUCCCUGUGGUCCAUUCGCCACUUGUCGUGAGAGCGGCUACGCAAACGUGCCGACGUGCACAUGCUUGGAAAAUUACAUCGGUAGUCCUCCGAACUGUCGGCCAGAAUGUACCGUGGAUUCUGAAUGCAAUAGCGAUAGAGCAUGCUUGAGACAAAAAUGUCGAGAUCCAUGCCUAGGUUCUUGCGGUAUCGGAGCGCAAUGUCUCGUGGUUAAUCACAUGGCUGUCUGUCUUUGUCCGAAGGGUUACACCGGAGAUGCGUUUGCUAAUUGCUUCCCAGAACCUCCCCCUGUACCACAAGAUCCUUGUAAUCCAUCCCCAUGCGGAGCCAAUGCGAUGUGUCUUGACGGUCCAUGUGUCUGUCUGCCCGAACAUUAUGGUGAUCCUUAUACCGCAUGUCGACCCGAAUGCGUGCAAAACCCAGAUUGCUCGUUAGACAAAGCCUGCGUUCGUAACAAGUGCUUUGACCCAUGUACAGGAGUUUGCGGGCAAAAUGCAAAGUGCACAGUAAUAAAUCACACCCCGAUGUGCGCUUGUCCGGACGGAAUGUCUGGCAAUGCAUUUGCGGCGUGUUAUCCGGUUGUUCAAGAUCCCACCGUCAUCGAGAAUCCGUGUAAUCCGUCGCCCUGCGGUCCGAACAGUCGAUGUCAGAGUUUUAAUAAUCAAGCAGUAUGUACGUGUAUAUCCGGAUUCAUAGGAAAUCCGCCCGCUUGUCGUCCCGAAUGCGUAGUGAAUACUGAUUGCGCGUUAAACGAAGCUUGCAUCAAUACAAAAUGCGGCAAUCCUUGUCUUGGUGCGUGUGGUAUUUCCGCUCGUUGCCAAGUAUUGAAUCACAAUCCAAUCUGCAGCUGUCCUCCCGUAUUUACCGGUGAUCCGUUCGUACGUUGCAUACCAAGACCGGAGGAUGUACCAAAACCGAUAAAUCCGUGCCAACCUUCGCCCUGUGGUCCUAAUGCUCAGUGUCAAGUCGUCAACGACUCACCGUCAUGCUCUUGCAUGCCCGAGUUCGUUGGAAUACCACCAAGUUGUAGGCCGGAAUGCAUUAGUAACAGCGAAUGUCCAAGUAAAAUGGCAUGUAUCAAUCGCAAAUGCAGAAAUCCAUGCCCUGGAUCUUGUCAUUCCUUAGCCACUUGCUAUGUCGUUAAUCACGUGCCGAUUUGUACGUGUCCUGCCGGUUAUACAGGCGAUCCAUUUGUUCAAUGCGCAAUCAUGCCCAGCAUACUAUCGGCACCGAAUCAGCCUUGCCAACCAUCCCCUUGUGGAACAAACGCCGUAUGUAGAGAACAAAACGGCGUUGGUUCUUGUACAUGCUUGCCUGAAUACGUUGGAAAUCCUUAUCAAGGAUGUCGUCCCGAAUGUACCAUUUCUUCGGAUUGUCCCGCGCAUUUAGCUUGCAUCGGAUCUAAAUGUCAGAAUCCAUGUCCCGGUUCGUGCGGUGUCAAUACCAAUUGCCAAGUUGUCAACAAUAUCCCUGUCUGCACUUGCAUUCCAGGCUACACUGGCAAUCCGUAUAUAAAUUGCGUUUAUCAGGCUCUCGACAUUUCUGAUGAAAAGCGUGAUCCGUGCAAACCUUCCCCUUGCGGCCCCAAUAGUCAAUGCACCAUUAAUAAUGAUCAAGCUGUCUGCUCCUGUUUGCGAGAAUUUAUCGGAACUCCGCCGAAUUGCAGACCGGAGUGUUUAGUAAAUUCAGAAUGUGGAUCGAACCGAGCAUGCGUGAAUCAGAAAUGUGUAGAUCCGUGUAUCGGUACCUGUGGCCGCGAUGCUCAGUGCAAGGUCAUACAUCACAGUCCAAUUUGUGUAUGCGCAAACGCCUUCACGGGUGAUCCCUUCAUCUACUGUUUUGCAAUGCCAAUUCCAAAACCAGAAGAUCAAUACCCGAAGGAUCCAUGCUUGCCGUCACCUUGUGGACCCAACUCCCUAUGUAGAACUAUUGGUGAUGCACCGGCAUGCAGUUGCAUGCAGAAUUACAUCGGUGUUUCACCCAACUGUCGACCCGAGUGUUCGAUAAAUUCGGAUUGUUCUGCCGAUAAAGCUUGCAUUAGAGAAAAAUGUAGAGAUCCUUGUCCAGGCUCGUGCGGCCUCUUGGCACGUUGUUCGGUGAUCAAUCAUACACCGUCUUGCGUGUGUCCCGAAGGAUACACCGGCGAUCCCUUCGUCGGUUGCAACAUUUUGCCUCAGAUAUCUCUACCAUCCCCAGACCGAUGUAACCCAUCACCAUGCGGUCAAAAUGCUCGAUGCAACGAUGGAGUCUGCACAUGCAUAUCUGAAUAUUUCGGGAAUCCGUAUGCCGGCUGUCGACCGGAAUGCGUCAUUAAUACCGAUUGUUCCCGCGACAAGGCAUGCAUACUCCACAAGUGUCGCGAUCCGUGCGUCGGAACAUGCGGCUUUAACGCGGAAUGCAAUGUCAUUAAUCAUUUGCCCAUGUGCGGUUGUCCGAGAAAUAUGACCGGUAAUGCAUUCAUCUCAUGCACGGCUCUUCAAGAUUCAAUCAUCGUGGAACAUCAACCGUGCAAUCCAUCCCCAUGCGGUCCGAACAGUCACUGUCGUGUGUCGAACGGUCAGGCAAUUUGUGCGUGCAUAGCCGGAUUUAAAGGGGUCCCGCCGUCCUGCAGACCGGAAUGUCUCAUAAGCGCCGAUUGCGCUCGUAAUAGAGCCUGCAGUAAUCAAAAGUGCAUCGAUCCGUGUCUCGGCGCGUGCGGAUUAAUCGCGCAAUGUACUGUCGUUAAUCACAAUCCUAUAUGUAGCUGCCCGCCACUGUACACGGGAGAUCCGUUCGUCCAAUGCAUACCGCAAUUGGAAGAACCAAAGCCACCGGUAAAUCCCUGUCAACCCUCACCUUGCGGCUCGAACGCGAUAUGCCAAGUUCUUAAUGACGCCCCAUCAUGCUCGUGCCUGCCCCAGUUUAUCGGAAUUCCGCCUAGGUGCAGACCAGAAUGUAUCAGUAACAGCGAAUGUCCCAGUCAACAGGCUUGCAUUAAUCAGAAAUGCCGGGAUCCUUGUCCGGGAUCGUGCGGCAGGAACGCGGAAUGUAGAACCGUUAGUCACACCCCGAUGUGCAUUUGUGCCAAUGAUUUUACCGGCGAUCCAUUCAUCCAAUGUAAUCCCCGACCGAUUGAUACGCCGCUUGUUCCGCUAAAUCCUUGCCAACCGUCGCCGUGUGGUGCAAACGCAAUGUGUCGCGAGGUUUUCAAUUCGGUGUCCUGCAUUUGUUUGCCCGAUUUCUACGGAAAUCCAUACGAGGGUUGUAGACCCGAGUGCAUAAUCAACUCCGAUUGUACAUCCAAUCGAGCUUGCAUAAGAAACAAGUGUCAGGAUCCGUGCCCGGGAACGUGCGGUGUCAAUGCAAUUUGCGAAAUUAUCAAUCAUAUACCGACGUGCAGUUGUCGGUCAAGAUUCACUGGAGAUCCGUUCAGAUACUGCGGACCCAUACAAGAUACUCCUCCGGCACCGAUAGACGAUCCUUGCAACCCAUCGCCAUGCGGUCCAAACAGCCAAUGUCUUAAUGUAAAUGGAAAAGCUAGUUGUUCGUGCCUGUCGACUUACCAAGGAACUCCUCCCGCCUGCAAAGCAGAGUGUGUUGUUAGUACGGAAUGUCCCAUGAAUCGUGCGUGCAUCAAUCGGAAAUGCGUCGAUCCGUGUCCCGGUGUGUGCGGCGUCAACGCUAAAUGCGACGUCUUGUCUCACAGUCCGUUUUGCAGCUGUGGAUCCGAUCAGAUCGGAGAUCCCUUCGUCAAGUGUUUCGACAUGCCCCUGACGCCUACGCCAUCGAUACAAGUCAAUCCUUGCGUCCCAUCGCCCUGCGGUCCGUUUUCCACAUGUCAAGACAGGGGAGGCUAUCCGUCUUGCACGUGCAUGCCUAAUUACAUCGGAUCGCCACCUUAUUGCCGUGCCGAAUGUUCUAUUAAUUCUGAUUGCACUGGCAAUAAAGCUUGUAUCAGAGAGAAAUGCCAAGACCCCUGUCCCGGAUCCUGUGGCGUUAAUGCCUUGUGUACCGUGAUCAAUCAUAUCCCAGCUUGCACAUGUCCUGACGGGUACACGGGCGAUCCCUUCCGCAAUUGUUACCUGGCACCCAUGCAUAUUCCACCAGUAGCAACAGACCCGUGUAAUCCGUCACCAUGUGGACUCAAUGCCGAGUGCCGUAAUGGCAUCUGCAAUUGUAUAUCCGAAUAUCGCGGCAAUCCAUAUCUAGAGUGUCGACCGGAGUGUGUGCAAAAUUCCGACUGUCCACACAAUAAAGCUUGCGCAAAUAAUAAGUGCAUAAAUCCCUGCAAUGGAAUUUGUGGCCAGAAUGCGGAAUGCGCGGUCGUUAAUCAUGUAGCCACAUGUAGUUGCAUCCAGGAUUACGAAGGCGACCCGUUCACGCUCUGUAAACGUGUACAAACGCGUAUCAAACCCUGCGAACCCUCCCCCUGCGGACCUAACAGCAUUUGUCGCGAAUAUGGCGAUCAAGCUUCCUGCUCUUGUCUACUCGGUUACUUGGGAGUCCCGCCGAGCUGCCGACCCGAAUGUCUCGUUAAUACCGAUUGUGAGCAGAGCAAGACUUGCGUGAACACAAGAUGCCGUAAUCCUUGCGAAAAUACUUGCGGACAGAACGCACUAUGCGUAACGCGGAAUCAUAAUCCCAUUUGCAGGUGUCCCGCUCAGCAUUCCGGUGAUCCGUUCGUCAAUUGUUUCCCUAUAACAACAUCGGAUGUAGAACCCAGGGACCCAUGUUACCCCUCACCAUGUGGAUUGAACUCGCAAUGCGUGGUAUCCGUCGAUAAUAAACCCUCCUGCUCCUGUAUACAAAACUACGUAGGAUCUCCGCCCAAUUGUGAACCCGAAUGCCGUGCAAACAGCGAAUGUCCCACCAAUCGAGCAUGCAUUAGACAGAAAUGCACCGACCCGUGCAUUGGAUUGUGCGGAUUCAAUGCAUUGUGCCAAGUUACUUUGCACCAAGCCCAAUGCACCUGUCCCGAAUCAUACACUGGAGACCCAUUCACAGUUUGCUCCCAGAUCAUAUCGACUCCAGCACCGCCGGUAUCUUCUAGACCGUGCAAUCCCUCACCAUGCGGAAUAAACGCGUAUUGCCAUGAAAGAUUCGACACGGCCAUUUGUGAGUGCGUACCGAACUACAGAGGCAAUCCAUAUCAAGGAUGUCAGCCAGAAUGCCUUGUUAACACCGACUGCCCGAAAUCGCAAGCAUGCAUAAGAACGAGAUGUCAAGAUCCUUGCCCUGGUACUUGUGGUGUUGGUGCGAUCUGCUCAGUGUCCAAUCAUGUUCCUAUUUGUUCUUGCCCGUUACCAACAAUUGGAGAUGCAUUCACGCUUUGUCGAGUUCCCAUGGAAGAUUCUAAGGAAACGGAUCCGUGCUAUCCUUCACCGUGCGGACCGAAUACUGUUUGCGAGACAGUCGGCAGUACAGCAAUUUGUAAAUGUCUACCUGGAUUGCAAGGUGUUCCGACGAGUAUAACUGGUUGUCAUCCGGAGUGUGUGCUUAGCUCGGAUUGCCCAGGCGACAAAGCUUGCAUACAGAAUAAAUGCAAAGAUCCUUGUUCUCAAAAUGUAUGCGGUAGUAAAGCGGUGUGCAAGACGAUCAAUCACAGUCCACUUUGCAGCUGCCCGUCUCCGUUAAUUGGCAAUCCCUUCGAAGAAUGCUACACGAAGAUCGAAACUAAUCCCUGCAGUCCAUCGCCUUGCAAUUACAAUGCCGAGUGUAGAGUGAGAAACGGCAUCGCGAUUUGCAUCUAUCCCGAGUGCGUUAUUAAUUCAGAUUGUCCGCGUGACAAGGCUUGCUUCUCGCAAAAGUGCCGAGAUCCCUGCAUCAGUGCAUGCGGUAUCAAUUCUAUCUGUCAGACCGUUAAUCACAAACCAGUGUGUUCCUGUCCAGUUGGAUUCACGGGCAAUGCACGGGUGCAAUGUACAAUUCCAACUCUCGAAGAACCGGUUCCAGAAUGCAUUCAAAAUUCCGAGUGCUCAAAUGAUAAGACCUGUUUCAAUCAAAAGUGCAUCGAUCCGUGUACUCUCGAUUCUUGCGGUCUGAACAGUCGUUGCCACGUGAUAAUGCAUAGACCAAUAUGCGUUUGUAAUGAAGGCUAUACCGGAAAGCCUCAGCAAUAUUGCCACCAAAUCGGUUGUCGUAACGAUAACGAAUGUCCGUUGAUUCAAUCUUGUAUUAACAACGAAUGUAUCGAUACCUGUUUGGUUACGCAAUGCGGCGUCAACGCAUUGUGUACCGCUGAUGGGUAUCACAAGACUCGAUGCUACUGUCCCGAUGGUUACACGGGUAAUCCUUACGAAAUAUGCGAGAGGCCUGAGUGUACCAGCGACAACGAUUGCGCUCCGUCCUUGGCCUGUCGUAAUCUGAAAUGCAUCAAUCCUUGCAAUUGCCCACCACCGGCGCUAUGCACUGUCGCCAAUCAUCGGCAAAUCUGUAAAUGUCCACCUGGUUAUAUAGGCAAUCCUUACAACUCGUGUCUCAUAGACUUACUAGAACCAGAGACGGAAUGUCAAGUCGACGCUGAUUGUCCCAGCAAGUUGGCAUGUUUUAGUGGUGUUUGCAAAGAUCCAUGCACAGAAACAAAACCAUGCAUUGUAAGCGCCAAAUGUAGUGUCGUAGAUACGCUACCAAUGAGAACAAUGAUCUGCGAAUGCCUGCCGAAUUUCGCCGGCGAUGCCACUGUUGCUUGUAUACCAGUGGACAAACAAAUCGGUGCAAUAUGCGAGAGCGACUCGCAAUGUACAUCAGAUAUGGCCUGUCUGAACCGCAAGUGCAUCAAUCCGUGCACCGUCAAUCCAUGCGCUCCAAAUGCCGAAUGUCACAUCGAAAACCACCGUCGCACAUGUCAAUGUCCUCGCGGACAUGCCGGUGAUCCAUUUAUAAAUUGCUAUGAAGAAGAUGUAGUUCUUGCGGAAUGCAAAACGAAUACCGAGUGCCCGUCCGACAAAGCAUGCAUAAAUCAACGAUGCCAAGAUCCGUGUUCCAGCAACCGUUGCGGCCUAAACGCAGAGUGUAUCACGAUCAAUCAUCAUCCCUCUUGUCACUGCCAAAGCGGUUUAGCCGGUGAUCCGCAACUUCAAUGUUUCAGACCGGAAUGUAAGACAGACAACGACUGUCCUUAUGACAAGACCUGCCGAAAUGACAACUGCGUCACUCCUUGCCUCGUUGGUGAUAUUGUGUGCGGUCGGAGUGCGGAAUGCAAAGCGGUGUCUCACAGAGCUCAGUGUAUUUGCCCGCAAGGCACUCAAGGUGAUCCACGCGUGGCAUGCAUUUCCGCUAUCUGUCAUUACAACGAAGACUGCGCCGAUCAUGAGGCCUGCGAUAGACUGAACAGGGUUUGCAGACCGGUUUGCGACGACGACGCCUGUGCCGAAACUGCGAUCUGUGUGGCACGCGAUCAUCAGCCUAGAUGUACAUGUCCUCCGGGUACUACCGGAAAUCCGUAUAUAACAUGCAAUGGUGAACCUUCUGUCGAGCCGGAAUGCAUACAGGACAGCGAAUGCGCAUUGAAUCUCGUUUGCAUUAACACCAGGUGUCAAGAUCCGUGUAUGUCCGCCAGUAUGUGUACCAAUGAACAGGAAUGCAAAGUUCUAAACACGAUUCCGCUUCGUACGAUGAUCUGCUUGUGUCCAUCGAAUACGAUCACCGAUGUUAACGGCCAGUGCAAGCCAAUUGUAUUAGGCGACGUGCAAUGUCAUCUGGAUCAAGAUUGCGCCAAUCAGGAGAAAUGCCUGGAUGGAAGAUGCGUAGACGCCUGUCUGACAACCCAGUGCGGUCUUAAUGCGCAAUGUAAAUCUACAUCUCAUACCGGUAUCUGCUUCUGUUCUCAGGACUUUAGGGGCAACGCUUAUAUAGAAUGCGCAAGAGUCCCUGUCGCUCCGUCGCUUCCAGGACUUCGACCGGAAUGUUACACAAAUAGCGAAUGCGCGCGCGAUAAGCAAUGCAUAAAUUCGCUCUGCGUAAAUCCGUGCAUUGCUGGCGAUCCUUGCGGCAGGAACUCUCUGUGCCAUGUUGACGAUCACAAUCCAAUCUGCAAAUGCCCGAUCGGCUAUAUCGGCGAUUCCACGAUCAAAUGCAUACCACCGGAGAUCGUGCUUGAGUGCGUAUCAAACAGCGAAUGCGCAGGAAACUAUGCGUGUGUUAACAGCGCGUGCAUUAAUCCUUGCAACUGUGGUCUCAACGCCAAAUGUAACGUCGUGAAUCAUUAUCCAUCUUGCGUAUGUCCUCCAGGCUACUCUGGAAAUCCUCAGUUAGGAUGCUUCAAACUCGAUUGCGAAUCUGACAGCGAGUGCGAUUACGCAGCCACCUGUUACAACGGUCAGUGCGUGAAUCCUUGCAUCUUAGACAACAAAUGCGCCAUCAAUGCAGAAUGCUACGGUAAAAAUCAUCGGUCGGCCUGUCGUUGCGGUUCCGGCUACUACGGUAAUCCUCAGGUUCAUUGCGAGAGGGUCGAGUGUAACACGAAUCACGAUUGCCCCCACAAUUUGGCUUGUAACGACGGUCGCUGUGUGAAUCCUUGUGCCGAGAAUUCACCCUGCGCGCGAAACGCCGUUUGUUACGUCCAGGAUCACGUGGCAUCCUGUCGCUGCCCCGAAAACAUUCCGCUGGGAAAUCCAUUCUCCUACUGCGAACGACGUCCCGUGGACGAAAUCGAAGAGCCGGAGUGCAGAGUCGACAUUGAUUGUUCGGACAAAUUGGUAUGCAUCCGGGAGAAAUGCAUCGACCCUUGCCCGGUUAUCAAACCAUGCUUGGAGAACGCUCGUUGCGACGUUCUUAAUACUGUGCCCGUAAGGACUAUGAUUUGCACGUGUCCAGAGGGAUGGAUCACCGACAUCGACGGUGUAUGCAGACCAAUACAAUUGACGGUUAUCGGAACGUGUACGACGAACGACGAUUGCAGCGACCGUGAAGCUUGCGUCAACAGGCAAUGUCGCGACCCUUGCAACUGCGGCACCAACGCCGUCUGCUACGUGAGGAAUCAUAAACCAAUCUGCUCGUGCGAGCAAGGCUACCAGGGUAAUCCCGAGAUUGCGUGUCAAUCGGUCGAGUGUCGGCAUGACAGCCAGUGCACACUCGACAAAGCCUGCGUGAACAACAACUGCGUAAAUCCAUGCUUGGUCGCGGAUCAUCCAUGCACAGACAUCAACAGUGAAUGUUUCCCGAACAACCAUGUAGCCGAUUGCCGCUGCCGCAAGGGCUAUCACGGCAAUCCGUUGGAUCGUUGCCGCGUCAUCGGCUGCUACAGUAACGGCGACUGUCCAGGCGAUCACUCCUGCAUCAAUAUGCAGUGCAUUGAUUCCUGCGUGCACGACAAUCCGUGCUCGCCCCGCGCGGAAUGCAGGGUUCUCAAUCAUUUGCCGAUAUGUCGUUGUCCACCCCGUUUCACUGGUAACCCGUACAUCAAUUGCCAACCAGAAGUUAGACCCGAGUGUAGGGAAGACAGUGACUGUCCAGACAGGCUUGCCUGUCUCAGCGACAAGUGUCAGGAUCCGUGCUCGGUCAUACAGCCGUGCUCGGAGCCAUCCGAAUGUCAGGUCCUGCCGACGUACCCGAUACGCACUAUGGUAUGCGUGUGCCCCAACGGAUAUGUCAGCAGCGGCAGCGGUACCUGCCAGGCUACCAAGCCGAUCCUUAAGAUCGAGUGCACCAAGGACGAUGACUGUUCAACGGAACGAUCCUGCGUCAACGCGGUAUGCCGAGAUCCUUGCGCGUGUGGACCUAACGCUGUUUGCAAUGUCAUCAAUCACAAACCGAUAUGUUCGUGUACGCUGGGAUAUGACGGAAAUCCGGAUAUUGCCUGCACGAAAGUUGCAGGAUGUAGAACGGAUGACGAUUGUAGCGGUUCGCACGCGUGUGUCCAACGCAACUGCGUGCCGACGUGUUCGCCAUCCUCCUGCGGUAAGAACGCAAUAUGUCAUGGUAUAAAUCAUAAGACCAUCUGCGAGUGUCCACCUGGUUUCGGCGGCAAUCCGAGGGUUUCCUGCGUGCUGCUAGGAUGCAAAAGCAAUUCGGACUGUCCGACGAACAGAGCCUGCAUCAAUAAUCGUUGCGAAAAUCCUUGCACGCAAAAUCCAUGCACCGGCAACAUGGAUUGUAACGUUUACAAUCACGUUGUGGAAUGCGCAUGUCCGCCCGGCUACGUCGGCGAUGUUAAAUCAGGAUGUGCUAGAGUCAAAGAAAAAUGCAAAGCGGAUAAUGAAUGCCCGUCUCAGACCGCGUGCUUCAAUGGACAAUGCAUCAAUCCAUGUACUGAGAUUAAACCCUGCGGCAUUAACGCCGAAUGCAAAGUCCUGGACACCAGCCCAAUUAGGACCAUGAUAUGCGAAUGUCUCCCAGGAUACCGCGGAAAUGCAGUUGUUCGCUGUGAUCCGUUGUCGAACUUAUGUCCGAGAGGUCAGAUUCGCGAUGAGUACGGCAACUGCGUCUGCUCGUUUGGUUUCGGUAAAGAUGAGAACGAUGAGUGCAUACCUUGCAAACAGUCUAACAUGGUGAUAAACGAAGAAGGCUAUUGCGUAUGCGAUCUGGAAAAGGGUUUCAGCAUAGACGAAAAUGGUCGUUGCGAGUGUCCGACGCGGUACGGAUAUAGAAUAGAUGCCAGUGGAUACUGCAGACAGAUUGAAAUAAUAGAGUGCACUCGUAACGAUGAUUGCGCCGAUGACAGAUAUUGCGAUAAAACUACCCGAACCUGCCAAGAUCCCUGCAAAAAACAACAAUGCGGCGUACAUGCACUUUGCAAUGCCACUAGACAUCAAGCUAUAUGCGUCUGCAUCAAUGGUUAUUUAGGCAAUCCAUAUACACAAUGCUACGAUAGAAAGGACGGCCGAACAGAUUUCCCUAGGCCGGAAAUGGAUGUAAGCUGCCUGUCGGAUGGAGUACAAGUCGUAAUACAUUUGCAAGAUCAAGAUUUCGAUGGGGUAUUGUAUGUUAAAGGACGCAGCAAAGACGAACAGUGCAGACGAGUUGUCUCGAUACCAGCCGAAACUGAACAUAAGACGGAAACGUUCAAAGUUGCGUUUGGCAAUUGCGGACUUAUACACGUGAAUGGACAAGCUAGCUUCGUACUCGUCAUACAGAAACAUCCCAAGUUGAUGACUUACAAAGCACAGGCCUAUCAUAUCAAAUGUAUAUACCAGACUGGAGAACAAAACGUUACCCUUGGCUUCAACGUGUCCAUGUUGACGACUGCUGGAACAAUCGCUAACACUGGUCCACCACCUAUAUGUAUAAUGAAAAUAGUCGCGCAGAAUGGAAAUGAAAUUAAUUCGGCCGAGAUUGGAGACAAUCUAAUGCUUCAAGUAGAAGUUCAACCUUCAACUAUUUAUGGUGGAUUUGCGCGAAAUUGUGUCGCUAAAACUAUGGAGGAUAAUUUGGAGAACGAGUACAUCGUAACGGAUGAGAACGGUUGCGCGACGGAUCCUACGAUAUUCGGCGAGUGGGAGCAAAAUCCUGAUACUCAAUCAUUAAUGGCUAGUUUUAACGCAUUCAAGUUUCCCAGUAGCGACAAUAUAAGAUUCCAGUGCAAUAUACGCGUGUGCUUUGGACGUUGUCAGCCUGUGAACUGUCGCGGUUACAACGCCUUCGGCCGUCGUCGUAGAGACGUUGAUUCCGAAAUCAAUGACACGUCUUUAAGUAUAUCCGAUGGAUUCGAAGGUCAACUUCGUGAAGAGAUAACUAUUCAAUCAAAUUUGAUAUUCACUCUGGAAAGGAGAGAGGAGAGGUAUACAGCAGAUCCAGCUGAAGCUCCUUCAGCACAAAGAGUAGAAGAUAUCUGUGUUUCUAUGGUCGGCUUUAUCAUAGCGUUGAUAAUUACGGCGCUUUUGGCACUGGUUGCCGUAGCUAUCGCUGUGUCAUGCUGGCUUAUGGCGUAUCGACGUCAGCCAAAGACUGCUGGACCACUGCCACACCCACCAGAGUUCCCAAAUCCCUUGUUCACUACUGAAUCUGUAGCUGAACCAUCUCCUGAUUAUCACUUAUCAUAAGAAAAGUCUCUUAGAGUAAUUAAUAUUUUAUAUAAAUAAUAUAAAUUCUAUAAUAUUUUCUCUUUCUCCUCAUGGAAUGCAUCUCAGACCAUUCGUCCUAUUGGUCGGUUUUGUAUUUCUAUAUACAACUCCUCCAAAGACUAUUAUUUCAUCUCUUUAUAUUCUCUUUUUAAGGGUUCAAACAAUAGAUCACUGUUAUAUAGAGUCAUUUUAUAUACAUUUUAUAUACUAUUUAUGGUGAUGGUUUGCUUCCAUUAUCUAUUUGCAAUUUAAAAAAAAAAAAACUUAUUCCCCCUUUCUUCUUCAUAUAUCUUUCCUGUAUUAUUCUCUCUAGUCCGUGGAGGAUUUGUUUAAUGUAAUACUGCGAAUUUAAUUACUGUGUAAAGUCAACGAAUUAGUCUAAUAUAGCUUUCUUAUCGCGAAAAUAGAUAUAAUUGUACAUUUUAUCUAAUAAAAGCUAACGAAAUAUUUUU